Molecule: messenger RNA, 980 nt
Organism: Folsomia candida
Lineage: Eukaryota; Metazoa; Arthropoda; Collembola; Entomobryomorpha; Isotomidae
Product: oxidoreductase HTATIP2
Exons: 2
Coding region: 99-818 (239 amino acids)
Biological process (GO): import into nucleus
Cellular component (GO): cytoplasm
Source: RefSeq, a predicted model, not a curated record
UGAAAUCCGUGUCAUUUCGCUUUACUUAUUCGUGUAGUUUACUUAUUUUCUUACUCCGCAACAAACUUUUAUCAUUACAUACUCUGAAUUUUCAUAAAAUGGAAGCCAACAAAAAUUUAUCCGCUUUCAUCUUCGGUUACACGGGAGGAGUUGGUCGCGCCAUUGUAAACGCGCUCGCACUGGAACCACGAUUCCAAAAGGUGACCCUCUUCGGUCGCAGGGUGGUUGAUUUGGAGGAGAAUAAUUCAGGAGAAAAAUUUCCCGGAGACUUUACAAAAUUCAGCCAGGAUGUGGUCGACUUUGACCAACUUUCCGAAAAUUCUGCAUAUUUUGGCGAGAAAUUGAAAGGCUUCGACGUGGGGAUUUAUGCGUUGGGUGUGAAUCCGAUGAAAACGGAUGAGGCCACGUUUACCCGGACGACGAGAGGGUGGCUUCUUGCUGUGGCGAAAUUGGCGAGAAAUGGCGGCUGUAAACAUUUCCAUAGAAUGAGUGGAGAUUUGGCCAACAAAGAUUCGUGGAUGAAGUUUGGUCGUUUCGGCGCUGAAACGGAUAACCUAUUAUGUGAAAUAAAUUACCCUCGGGUAUCAAUCUAUAAGCCGGCCGCCAUUUUGACUGAACUUAACGGUGGGGGUAUGAUUGGAUCCUGGGGCGUAAUGAUGAUGCGUUUUUUGGACCGAUGGCAUUGGUGGUCAGUGGAGGGGGAAGUUUUGGCAAAAUUUGUGGUUGAAACUACUUUUAGGAAACGAAAAGAUGAAAAAAAUCGCGUCGAGGUGUUCACCAAUGCUGACAUCAACAAAUGGGGGAAGCAAGAAGGAUGAAUAAAUUUUAUGUAUUUGAAGCGUGUAAUUCGAAUUUGAUAUAAUUCUGUAAUGUGCAACUUGUGCAUGAUAAAGCAAAAUAUAAAUUAUCAUGAAACGCGUAAUUACUUGCUGUUCUGUUAAGUAAGAAAUAAAUUGAACAUGGGUGGUUUUAGCUUAAAC